Cherax quadricarinatus is the source of this 942-nucleotide messenger RNA. The record is from RefSeq and is a predicted model, not a curated record. Lineage: Eukaryota; Metazoa; Arthropoda; Malacostraca; Decapoda; Parastacidae.
AAUGAUUUUUGCGAAAUUAUUGCAUACGCACGUUUUCGCUUGCCUUAUUCGGCAAGAAGAGCGUUGCUACUUAAACCAAAAUCGCAAGUUUUACCUAUUCGGCACUACACACGCAUACACAGAUUAAUUAACUUUUCACCACCGCCACACUCACUGACCUUCCUCUCUGCCCUCACACCAGAGUUCCCUAUACUCGACUGGAGUAUUCGGUGGGACGACCACCUGCGGGUGUGCUUUAGCCAGCCUGCAGGAGCCGCAAGCUACGAACUGGGACUACAGAAGGGUGUCCAGCACCUAGAGACCACCUCCCAAGCACCGAUCGACACCCAAGACGCAGUUGAGACCUGUGUACUCAGCACUGAAACCAUUGACGUGGGGGCUUACAUUGACUUGUGGAUGCUAGUCACCGCCUAUGACUUCGAUGGCAAUAUCAUAGCCUCAGGGGAGCACACCUGGAGCGCCAUCUUCCUGAGCUCAGGAUAUAGAGUCCAGGCAGCCAUUAAGGACUCCAACAUCAUCGCCACCUGGCAUUUGAUCGACGAUGUCUCGACCAUCGACAACUUCAACGUCAUCCUGCGCUCUGUCGAUAGCGAAAGUACCGUCACAGUGUCGAGCGAGAUGUCAACGUACGUGCUAAACUCAGUAGCGCCAGGGACGUACGCGGUGUGCGUGAAUGCCUUGAAGCAGCUGUCCAAGACAGAAUCUGUGCAGAGCGAAGAAGUGUGUAGCGACAUCUUGGUCGUCUCUGACACUAGUAAGUACAUUUAUGCUAUGUUGUACCUACAAAUUGAACAAGACACAAGCGCACCACUUCGGUAUAUUUAUAAGAACAUGGAGGAACACUGCAGCAGGCCUACUGACCCAUACAAGGCAAAUCCUUUUCAAAACCACCCACGAUUUCUCCAACCUUCCCCCAAAUCUACCUAAGAAUUUGUUUCAGGU